AUGCAAAAUCAAAUGGAAAUCGAAGGAAAAGAUGGUUCCAAAAUCCCGCUGCAAGAGAGGUUGAAGACGGAUUUUGGAAGAGGCCUAGGCCUCAAAAUCGACGAUCGAACGGUUUCUCGUCGCCACGUUUCUUUCCAACCACACCCAUCUGAACACAAAGAUGAAACUAAGGUCUGUUUCAAAGUUAUUGGGAAGAACCCCAUAUGGGUAUGCAGCCAGAGAACUGGUCAAAUUAGGGUUCUUAGGAGACUUGAAAGAGGAGAAAUUGAGAGUGGUGACAUGUUCUGUGUUUCUGCAAAGAACCCUGUUUGGUUCACUUUGAAAAGGAUUGAUUUUGAUGGUGAAGAAGAUGAUAAGAAUGAAUUCAAGAGUGAUUCACGACUCGAGAAUGAAUUCGCAGAGAGCUUACAGAGUAGUUCUGGAUUGAUAGGGGUUGAAGAAUUAGAGCUUGAGUCUGUUAAUGUUUCAGAUAUUGACCCUGUGAAAGAGUUUGGUUUUGUGGUGAUGGGGCAUGAGUUUGAUUGCUAUCCUAAGAAAUUGAUCCGUGAGAUCAAGAACUGGGAGUGGUUUCUUGAGGAACCUGGAGAAGAAAGCAAUGAUGAUGAGGUUCAAGAGAAAAGGGGGAAGAAGGUUGGGAGGAGAAAGAGGAAGAGAGGUGAAGGAAAUGAUGAUGAUUAUGAUGAUGAAUGGGCAGGUGAGAGUGAGGACGAGGAGGAGGUAAGUACGAAAACAAGAAAGGUUCAGAGACCGAAAUAUUCUACUAGAUCAAAGGACGGCAACAAGGCCAUUAAGAACACAAGAAAAACUAAAUAUCCCGGAGAUGAAGAAUACAUUGAAGAAGACGACGAUACCCUAGGAGGCUUCGUUGUUACUGACGAUGAUGUGGAACUGGAAGAUAAAAUUGAUGAAGAUGAAGAAGAGGAUGAUUUUGAUGAGGAGGAUGAUGAAGAUGAUUGA
Molecule: messenger RNA, 957 nt
Organism: Ilex paraguariensis (yerba mate)
Lineage: Eukaryota; Viridiplantae; Streptophyta; Magnoliopsida; Aquifoliales; Aquifoliaceae
Source: the annotation of a GenBank genome assembly